AUGGUCCCAGAGGAACCAACCUCCAAUGUGGUUGAAAGUCAAUGGUGUGGUCCCAGAGGAACUAACCUCACUGAAGUUCUAUGUGGUCCCAGAGGAAACCAACUCCUGAAAGUCAAUGUGCUUACAGAGGAACUAACCUCACUGAAAUUCUAUGUGGUCCCAGAGGAACCAACCUCCCCGAAUGUCAAUGUGCUUACAGAGGAACUAACCUCACUGAAGUUCUAUGUGGUCCCAGAUGAACCAACCUCCACGAAUUUCUAUGUGGUCCCAGAGGAAACCAACCUACACGAAAGUCAAUGUGGUUACAGAGGAACUAACCUCACUGAAAGUUCUAUGGUGGUCCCAGAGGAACCAACCUCACUGAAGUUCUUUGUGGUCCCAAACAACCUACAUGAAAAUGUGGUUACAGAGGAACUAACCUCACUGAAGUUCUAUGUGGUCCCAGAGGAACCAACCUACACGAAAGUCAAUGUUACAGAGGAACUAACCUCACUGAAAUUCUAUGUGGUCCCAGAGGAACCAACCUACACUGAACCUUCUGAAAAUGUGGUCCCAGAGGAACCAACCCACACGAAAGUCAAUGUGGUUACAGAGGAACUAACCUCACUGAAGUUCUAUGUGGUCCCAGAGGAACCAACCUCCCCGAAAUUCUAUGUGGUCCCAGAUGAACCAACCUACACGAAAGUCAAUGUGGUUAGAGGAGAACUAACCUCACUGAAGUUCUAUGUGGUCCCAGAGGAACCAACCUCCACGAAAGUCAAUGUGGUUACAGAGGAACUAACCUCACUGAAGUUCUAUGUGGUCCCAGAGGAACCAACCCAGAGAACCAAAGUCAAUGUGGUUACAGAGGAACUAACCUCACUGAAGUUCUAUGUGGUCCCAGAGGAACCAACCACCCCGAAUGUCAAUGUGGUUACAGAGGAACCAACCCUCACUGAAGUUCUAUGUGGUCCCCAGAUGAACCAACCCACACGAAAGUCAAUGUGGUUCCCAGAGGAACUAACCUCACUGAAAUUCUAUGUGGUCCCAGAUGAACCAACCUCCCCGAAUGUCAAUGUGCUUACAGAGGAACUAACCUCACUGAAGUUCUAUGUGGUCCCAGAGGAACCAACCUACACGAAUGUCAAUGUGCUUACAGAGGAACUAACCUCACUGAAAUUCUAUGGUCCCAGAGGAACCAACCUCUGA
This is a messenger RNA of Acanthosepion pharaonis, 1188 nucleotides long. NCBI's taxonomy places the organism in Eukaryota, Metazoa, Mollusca, Cephalopoda, Sepiida, Sepiidae. The record is from the annotation of a GenBank genome assembly.